Molecule: messenger RNA, 3223 nt
Organism: Diachasma alloeum
Lineage: Eukaryota; Metazoa; Arthropoda; Insecta; Hymenoptera; Braconidae
Gene: Cap-G
Product: condensin complex subunit 3
Exons: 6
Coding region: 240-3101 (953 amino acids)
Biological process (GO): mitotic chromosome condensation
Cellular component (GO): condensed chromosome; cytoplasm; condensin complex
Source: RefSeq, a predicted model, not a curated record
GAUCGGAUCUCGACAGCACCCCUGGCGGCUGCUUUCACUCCGAAAUUAUUCAUUUGAAUCCGAUCUGUUGUAUUCAUAUAACGGAUUUUUGGCGGCAUCGGUUGUUGUUGUGUCUCCUCCGUUUUUUAAUCCUCUAAAUAUGCAAAGCAUGGUCCCAAAAGCGAUAUUUUUAUUUGAAUAAACGUCGAGGGUGGAUUGAAGCCGUUGAUGCAGUGAUAGACGUAGAAAAUUUUACAAAAAUGGCCAGGAAUCCACGGAAUCUUCGGGAGGUUAUAACUGAUAUCUUCAACGAGGCCCAGCAGAAGAAGGCAGGUCAUCGUAAACAGAUGAAAAAAUUGAAAGAAGUUUACGAGUCGUCCGACUUCGACCACUUCGUCUCUGAGUUCAUCCGCUGCCUCAAGUACCCCUUUGUCGUCCUGGAGAAAUACCCCGCAGUGGAGAACAUCCUGGACUUCGCAGCAAAGUUCGCAAUGAUGCUGCAGCCGGUCCCGGAGGCCCGAGACGAGACGAGUCCAGCAGAGUACGACGAAGAGGAGGACGAGUUGAACCCCCUCCUCCAGAAGCUCUUGGAGUUCUGCCUGGAGCACCACAGCGCUGUCGACGUAGCAGUGAGAUACCGUUGCUGCUACUUCAUAAAUCUCCUCCUCAGCUCGAUGAGCGAGGACGCCUACCUGAGCGACCAGACCUGCGACGACAUUCGCGAGGCCAUGACUGAGCGCCUCCUCGACAAAUCCCCCAAGGUCCGUGUGAUGGCGAUCUACGCGAUCCACAGGAUGCAGGACCCCAACAACCACGACUGCCCCAUAAUUAAAAUGUACAUCUUCCACAUGUCGAAGGAUGGAAGUGCUGAGGUGAGGAAGGCAGUAAUCCAGUGCACAGCGAAGAACCAGAGAGUCCUUCAGGCAGUUCUAGAGAGGAUCCGCGACAUCGAUGACUCCGUGAGAAGAUCAGCUCACGUAUUCUUCUCCAAAGUGACAGUCAAGUCCCUGACGAUAAAGCAGCGUCAGUUGAUCCUGCGAACUGGCCUGAACGACAGCGCCGAGAGUGUCCGCAAGGUCGUGAGGGACAUGAUUCUUCCAAUGUGGCUGGACGGCUUCCAGAAGGACUACUGCAAGCUCCUGUACGGUCUCGACGUUGAGAUUGAGCCUGAACUGGGCUCUCUCGUGCUGAAUACUCUCUUCGAGAGGGCCAACCUGGACACCCUCUUCAAGCAACUGCCACUGGACAGAGACGCCAAAUUAAUUCCAAUUGACGAUCUCACUGGGGAGAACGUUUUCUUCUGGAGGUGCUUCAUCCAGCAUCUCCACAAGAAGUCUGGGGACGAAGCUGCGAGUGAACGACUGCAGGACACAAUCCCAGAGCUGACGAACUUCUGUCGCUACAUCAGGGACUUUCAGAGCAUGAUGAUUGAAUUUGCGAAGGGACAGAGCGACGAGGACAAGGACGUGAAGACCCAGAAGAUGUCCCAGAAGUUUGGGCUUCUGCAGGUGUUUGAGAUCGCCAAGACUUACGAUCUGGGGGACGAGGUGGGCAGGGGGAACCUCAGGCAGUUGAUUGAGGACACUCUCAUGAGCGAAAUCUGCACGACUGAGAUCAUUGAGAGUGUUGUCAAGUAUUAUGAGAAGGUGGUGCCUGAUGUGCCCAGUCGGCUGACUUCUUUGGCUCAUGCCAUCAGCGAGAUCAGGGUGCCUACGCAGGUCGCUGAGAAUGUUGUCGAACAGGUGACUGAUGAGGAGGUCAGCGAGAGGCUGAUACAGUGUCAAAAAUUGAAAAAUACUCUCCUCCAAAGACAAAACGAUCAAGAUCUCCUGGUGCGAGCGAAGAAAUUCACAGCAGCAGCAGAGAUCGAGAAAGAAAUGGAGAUAUUGAAAAAAGAAAUAGAGGAACUAUCAAAGUCCCGAACAUUGAUCGUCCCCCAGACCCAGGAAGAAGCCAAGAAUGACUCUGAAACGAUGUUGAAGUGUCUGAGGAUCAUGUUCACAAUGGCUCAAGCCUCAUCGGUAACAACUCUGACAUCAACCCUGAGAAGUCUGUUCGACAACUUGGCGCUCCCCAGUAUCGACCACGAGGAUGGUGCUGUCCAAGCCCAGGCCCUGAAGGCAGUGGGUGUCUGCCUCUUCCUCGAUGGAGAGCUCGCCAAGAAGCACCUGAUGAUGUACCUGGUGGCGAUGACCUCAGACCAGGAGAACCAGGACCUGUGGCAGAUCUGUCUCGCAGUGAUCUUCGAUAUGUUCUUGCGAUAUGGUCUCGAUCAUUUCCAGGAGAUCAUCAGCACUGACAGGACUAUAGACAAUAGCAGGCAGAAUCCGGAGAACAGCAAGCGUCAUGGCACGAGGUUGUACAGCAGCGCUGACGACACAACAUUGACCCUGGAGACAGAGACUGGGGACAACAGACACAAUUUGAUUAAAAUUCUGCUCGAUCUGAUUGACCACUUGGAUAAGGACAUUCGUACAGCUGCUGUCACUGGGUUCUGCAAGCUCCUGCUGCAUGGAAAACUGAAGAGCAACGCUCUCCUGUCCACUCUGAUCAUCCGUCUGUACGACCCAGUCUCUAUAAAGGACGUGGAGUUGCGUGGGUCCCUCGUCAACUUUUUCAGAUAUUACCCCAGUUUCACUCCAGACGGUUGCACCUGCCUCCAGCAGGCCUUCAUUCCCACUCUCAAGAAGCUUGCCGAGAAUCCGUACAACAGCAGUGACAUCGACCCUUACAAUAUUGCUAAGUUUAUUAUCGAUUUGACUAGCAGUAGUCUUCAUAAACCAGGCAAGGAGAAUUACACAGCCCACAAUCAAUUAGCACUAGAUAUCCUGAAAGAAAUAGCUGAGGAGGAUUCGGAAAUCGAUGUCAAGACCCUCCUGAAAUCGCUGAAGCAGUUGAUAAUUCGAUGUGAAGAUGAUGAGAUGAAGAAUCGAAUGAGGGAGGCUGUUGACAAAGUAAUAGAGAUGGUUAAUCCGAGCGAGAGGGCUGCCCUCAAGACCCUCGAGGCGUUCAGGAGGCAGUUCGAACUGCCUGAGGCUCCCCAAGGUGAUGGCGAACAAGCUGAACCAGAAAGGCCGCCGCAGGAAGCGGAACCCAUCGAGGAGGAUGAGCCAGAGGAGUAAUUUUAGGAAUGUUUAUGAUUUUGUCUAUUAAACUGUUGUCGAUUUAAUCGCAGGAAUGUCGAUAAUUUUUUCAAUUUUUGUACAGAAGUUUUGAAAAUAAAUACGAAUAUGAUGCAUUUUGA